UCUACGAAUCGACUAACACAAAUGGGUACUGUAAUCGGCGCAGGCGCGUCAGAGGUGAGGGUCCUCCCCAUCGCGCUCAGCUUCAGAUUUCCUCGCUUGAGGUCCAUUAGAAUCCCUUUCUCUAUGGAAGCCGCCGGAGAGAAAUCCCUACUCCCUAACCUCUCUUGCUGUGCGACUAAUGGCAGCCCGCAUCCUAUCGAAAGCCCAAUGCUUGGCGCUACCGGAUUUCGUCAGGAACCGGAAGCGGUCGCCGUUGGGAGUUUGGAGAUAACUCUAGCGAGAGAUGGAGAUGAUGCUGAGAGGCCCGUGAGGCAUUUAGUGGUUGUGUCUUUAUAUAAGUUUGCGAUUUUUGCGAACUACAAGGAGAUGCGCAGACCACUGAAAGAUCUCUGCGAAGAACUGCGUAUUUCAGGAGGUAUCAUUCUAGCACCAGAGGGAAUAAAUGGUAGCAUAUGUGGGACGCAAGAAUCAGUAGAGAAAGUUCUUGAAUUUAUCCAAUCUCAUGAAAGUCUAAGGGGCCUAAGAAUAGUUGAAUCGCCUGUUAGCCUUGAAGAAGAGGCCAUUCAUCAUGGACACACCAGCCAUUCUCCUCUUGGAGCAGGUGAAGAAGCCCCUUUUCGCUGGGAUCAUGUUCGCGUUAAACUGAAGAAAGAGAUUGUGACUUUUGGGGAUGCAAGCGUGAUGCCUACUGAAAGAGUUGGAAAAUACGUUCGUCCAAGCGACUGGAAUGCUCUGAUUAGUGAUCCUAAUAUCGUGUUAAUCGAUGUACGCAACAUGUACGAGACCCGCAUAGGGAAGUUCAAAGGCGCUGUCGAUCCAUGUACCACCUCAUUUCGAGAGUUCCCAGCCUGGGUGAACGAGAAGUUUCAGGCCAAUGGGUCGAGAACUCGGCAGCCGGACAUGGAAAACAAUAGACUAUUAGAACCUCCAAAGCCGCCUCGCAUUGCAAUGUACUGCACCGGUGGAAUCAGAUGUGAGAAGGCUUCAAGUUUUCUGCUCAGCGAAGGUUUUGAAGAGGUUUAUCAUUUGGAGGGUGGGAUUCUGAAGUAUCUUGAAGAUGUGCCAGAAUCAGAGAGCCUGUGGGAGGGUGAGUGCUUUGUUUUCGAUAAAAGAGUAUCUGUUGAGCAUGGGUUGGAACAAGGGAGCUUCAAGCUAUGCUAUGGCUGCAAACAACCUGUGAGUGAUGCCGACAUGGAAUCUCCGAAGUGGGAGUUUGGUGUUUCAUGUCCUUACUGUUUCUUCACCAAAUCAGACGAAGAGAAAGAGAGAGCGAGAGCGAGACAAAGGCAGUUCGAAACGUGGGGACUUAUUGGCGGACCUGAUAAGGGUCGCAGGAAUCCAACGAAUCCCAGCUGAGUAAUAAAAAGGAAUCAUGGGUCAGCAUCAUCAUCAUCAUCAUAAUGACCAUGAUAGCCCAUAUGAUGAUCCUUUCUUGGAAUGCUUGUGCUGCUCCUGCUUUCCCUUUUUCUCUAUCCUUAGAGGCAUUGGAAGGGGUAUGUAUGAGGCCUGCUUCCCCGUCUUGAGAUGUUUUGGCCUCGAAAAUUAUGGGCUCCACCACCAUCAUCAUCACCAUUUCCAUUGACUUUGUGAACCUACGGCCAUUGGCCUUACAUUUUAUUU
This is a messenger RNA of Phalaenopsis equestris, 1620 nucleotides long. RefSeq names its product rhodanese-like domain-containing protein 7. Bases 22 to 1356 code for a protein of 444 amino acids. The transcript is spliced from 6 exons. NCBI's taxonomy places the organism in Eukaryota, Viridiplantae, Streptophyta, Magnoliopsida, Asparagales, Orchidaceae. The record is from RefSeq and is a predicted model, not a curated record.